CCACCGCCCCGGCCCCCGCUGACCAUGAACAAGAUGAAGAACUUCAAGCGUCGUCUCUCCCUGUCUGUGCCACGCACCGAGACCAUCGAGGAGUCCUUGGCUGAGUUCACAGAGCAGUUCAACCAGCUCCACAACCGGCGCAAUGAGGACCUGCAGCUUGGGCCUCUUGGCAGAGACCCCCAGCCAGAGUCCAGCACCUUCUCCCCGACGGACAGUGGGGAGGACCCUGGGCAGCUGUCCCCCGGCAUGCAGUACCGGCGGCAAAACCAGCGCCGCUUCUCCAUGGAGGACAUCAGUAAGAGGCUGUCUCUGCCCAUGGACAUCCGCCUACCCCAGGAAUUCCUGCAGAAGCUACAGCUGGAGAGUCCGGACCUGCCCAAGCCGCUCAGCCGCAUGUCCCGCCGAGCAUCCUUGUCAGAUAUCGGCUUUGGAAAACUGGAAACGUAUGUGAAACUGGACAAACUGGGGGAGGGAACCUACGCCACGGUCUUCAAAGGACGCAGCAAGCUGACGGAGAACCUCGUGGCCCUGAAGGAGAUCCGGCUGGAGCACGAGGAGGGGGCACCUUGCACGGCCAUCCGAGAGGUGUCUCUCCUGAGGAACCUAAAGCAUGCCAAUAUUGUGACCCUGCAUGACCUCAUCCACACGGAGCGGUCUCUCACCCUGGUGUUUGAGUACCUGGACAGUGACCUGAAGCAGUAUCUGGACCACUGCGGAAACCUCAUGAGCAUGCACAAUGUCAAGAUUUUCAUGUUCCAGCUGCUCCGGGGCCUUGCCUACUGCCACCGCCGCAAAAUCCUGCACAGAGACCUGAAACCGCAGAACCUGCUCAUUAGCGAGAGGGGAGAGCUGAAGCUGGCUGACUUCGGACUGGCGCGGGCCAAGUCAGUGCCCACGAAGACCUACUCCAAUGAGGUGGUGACCCUGUGGUACAGGCCCCCUGAUGUGCUGCUGGGGUCUACCGAGUACUCCACCCCCAUUGAUAUGUGGGGCGUGGGCUGCAUCCACUACGAGAUGGCCACGGGGAGGCCCCUCUUCCCCGGCUCCACGGUCAAGGAGGAGCUGCACCUCAUCUUCCGACUCCUCGGGACCCCUACGGAAGAGACGUGGCCCGGCGUGAUGGCCCUGUCCGAGUUCAGAGCCUACAACUUCCCGCGGUACCUCCCGCAGCCACUCAUCAGCCAUGCUCCCAGGUUGGACACUGAUGGCAUCCACCUUCUGACCAGCCUCCUCCUGUACGAAUCCAAGAGUCGCCUAGCAGCAGAGGCAGCCCUGAACCACCCCUACUUCCGGUCUCUGGGAGAGCGUGUGCACCAGCUUGAAGACACGGCAUCCAUCUUCUCCCUGAAGGAGAUCCAGCUCCAGAAGGACCCGGGCUAUCGGGGCCUGGCCUUCCAGCAGCCAGGCCGAGGGAAGAGCCGGCGGCAGAGCAUCUUCUGAGCCGGGCCCACCCUGCUGCGGCCCCAGGACGAGAGACGAGAGUUCUCCGAGAGCACGACGACGGACAGGAGGGGGCCUGCAUGGCCCUGGGAGGACUGAGGAACAAGGGCUAAUGGCCGGCCCAGAAGACUUCUUGGCAGCCCUGCUGGCCACGGCUGUUUCCUCUUCCUGCUUCCCACAUGCCUCCCCUGUGGCCUUCUCCUCGACACCCACCCCUCUGUCUCUGGCCCCGGAGCUGGGCCUGAGCUGCUUUCCUGGGAGGAGAUGAGGGGCAGGGAGGGACCACCGACCCUUUCCCACCCCGAGGUGCUUGGGCACCAGUGUGGGACCCACAUGGACGGGAGAAUCCGGGUGCCCGGCUGAGCAGGGUGCACUGAAUGUGGGUUCUACCAUAGCUCCCGCCAGGGGCUGCCUGGCACACGUCACUGUCUUUCUUCCCCUCUGAGAGCAGGAAGCGCAGGGCACUUGUCUGGGACUCUGGAAUCCUGGGUGCUGUUGUGGGCGCCAAAACCCAGCCUCUACCUGGAGGGCAGGUGUCUCCAGAGCAGCCCAGCCCUUCUCUACAUCCUCAGCCUGUCCCCAUUCCCUCUCCCGGCCAGAGGCCCCAUA
Enhydra lutris kenyoni (northern sea otter) is the source of this 2049-nucleotide messenger RNA. RefSeq names its product cyclin dependent kinase 18. The record is from RefSeq and is a predicted model, not a curated record. The transcript is spliced from 15 exons. Gene Ontology annotation, molecular function: ATP binding; protein kinase activity. The coding region runs from base 25 to 1440 and encodes 471 amino acids. Gene Ontology annotation, biological process: protein phosphorylation. Gene Ontology annotation, cellular component: cytoplasm; nucleus. NCBI's taxonomy places the organism in Eukaryota, Metazoa, Chordata, Mammalia, Carnivora, Mustelidae.